AGCGAACGACACCGGUCCAUACGAGGAGUAUGAACUGUUCUACCGGCACUCGUCCACCAUGACAGCAGUGUACUGUGUGGCCUAUUUUGUGGUGUUUAUCGUGGGUUUGAUUGGGAACAGUUUCGUCAUCGCGGUGGUGUUCCGCGCGCCCCGGAUGCGAACCGUGACCAACUUCUUCAUCGUGAACCUGGCCCUGGCGGACGUGCUGGUCAUAGUGUUCUGCUUGCCGGCAACGCUCAUGAGCAACAUCUUCGUGCCCUGGAUGCUUGGGUGGUUGAUGUGCAAAACCGUACCUUAUAUACAGGGAGUCUCGGUGGCAGCUUCUGUUUACAGUUUGAUAGCAGUCUCGCUGGAUCGAUUUCUCGCUAUCUGGUGGCCUUUGAAGCUGCAGAUCACCAAGCGCCGGGCACGAUUCAUGAUCGUGUGCAUCUGGGUCAUCGCGCUCAGCUCAACCAUACCGUGGGCCCUGUUCUUCGAGCUGGUGCCCAUCUUCCCUGAAGCCCCGGAGAUUCAGCUGUGCGUAGAAGUGUGGCCACCGGGAACAGAUGGUGCGCUGUACUUUCUACUUGCCAACCUGGUGGCGUGCUACCUGCUGCCAAUGGUGCUUAUCACCAUUUGUUAUAUCCUGAUCUGGAUAAAGGUCUGGAGACGAUCCAUCCCCGGUGAUUCCAAGGACGCCCAAAUGGAUCGGAUGCAGCAAAAGUCCAAGAUCAAAGUUGUUAAAAUGCUUGUUGUAGUUGUUAUUCUAUUUGUACUUUCGUGGUUACCGCUGUACGUGAUCUUUGCACGGAUCAAGCUGGGGGGAGCGCUCGAGACUAGCGAAGAAGAAUUGUUGCAGAUUGCUACUCCGAUAGCCCAGUGGCUGGGGGCGUCCAACUCGUGCAUCAACCCGAUUCUGUACGCUUUCUUCAACAAAAAGUACCGGAAAGGAUUCGUCGCCAUCAUUCGAUCGAGGAAAUGCUGCGGACGGUUGAGGUACUACGAAACCGUUGCCAUCGCAUCGUCCUCGACGAGCACUAGAAAGUCGUCGCACUAUCACAACAGCACCAAGCGCCCACCGUACAGCCCAUCGAUGAAGUCCACAGACGCCGUGUCGUACAUCUACGAGGAGAAGGGCGGCCGCCGGCACCAUGCCAUCUCCAAGCAGGACAGCAACCUCUCGCGCCACAUGCUCCUCAAGCAGGACAGCAGCAUAUCGCGGCAAACGCUGCUCAAACAGGACAGCAUCGCAUCACGAUCGGCCAUACUGUAUCGACAAGAUAGCGACAAUUCCCGCCAGAUGCUGCUGAAGCAGGAUAGAAACGGCUCGCGGGACAUGUUGUCGAAGCAAAGCUCAGCAUCGGAUUCGAUUUCCCGCCAGGACAGCCAAAUCUCGUAUAUUGAGCCACGCAAAGGUAUCCUGUGCAAGCAGGACACGCAAAUAUCGUACAUUGAGCACUCCAGUGCCAGCAAAAAGUACUCGGCCUCGUUGUCCAGCCAAGACAGUGUCCUGUCGAUAAUCGAACACAAGAGACACAGACUCGUCAAGCAAGACUCUAUUUUCUCGUUCAAUGAGCCCAAAUCAGUGUACGAGAAUGCGGCGGUCGCACCACCAUCGAACAAACGCCAUCAGCUGGUCAAGCAGCACUCGGUUAUCUCGUUCGCUGACCAGAAACGUGGCGGUAGCCUAACCAAGCAGGACUCCGUCACGACCAUUCACCGGACCGGCAACGGCGACGGUCCGUACAUAUCGUCCAUCCUGAAGAAGACCGACUCGCAGUGCAGCUCAGCCUCGCCGAUAAGGAAAAAUAUUGGAUUUUUCGACGGAUAAGACGGCCAUGUGUCCGUCUAUUGUUUAUUACAUUUUCCCCUGGUUCCUGUGUUUUGUACGGAACUGAAUGACCUUCGUCCCCACGCCUGCCCAGAUGUUUAGCGUAGUGACAUAUAAGACCUAACAGUAGGGGAGGCCGAGACCAUUCGUCCUGAGUAGUCGUAUACCAAACCAACAUACAACAAGCUAGAAACCAACGUUUUAUAUUUGCCCUAUCUAGGAAUAGGGAACACUAACAAAAAAGGAAAAUCCUCGCUUCAUGUUGUACGACGGCACA
Armigeres subalbatus is the source of this 2087-nucleotide messenger RNA. RefSeq names its product neuropeptide SIFamide receptor (gene SIFaR). Gene Ontology annotation, biological process: cellular response to hormone stimulus; G protein-coupled receptor signaling pathway. Bases 59 to 1810 code for a protein of 583 amino acids. Gene Ontology annotation, cellular component: plasma membrane. NCBI's taxonomy places the organism in Eukaryota, Metazoa, Arthropoda, Insecta, Diptera, Culicidae. Gene Ontology annotation, molecular function: peptide binding; neuropeptide Y receptor activity. The record is from RefSeq and is a predicted model, not a curated record. The transcript is spliced from 7 exons.